CCGGGGUCGCCGCGCCAGGUUGAGGCAACUUGGUGCCGUGGCGCUUUGACUCUGCCGGCGGGACACCGCAGGAGAUUGUGAUACCAGGACUGAAGACAAAGAGUGUUGUCUGGAGGAAAAUGUUUCUGAGGAUUUGAAAUCACAGGCAGAAAUGUAAGAAAACUGUGCAGAUGAUGUUUCCCAGUUUCCUGAGUUUGGAGAACUCUGACAGGACCUAAUAGAAAAGGAUUGGAAGGUCCCCAGAGGUACAGCCUCUCUACCAGAAAGGGACCUUCACACCAGUGACAGUGCUCCUUCGGGAUCCCUUAAGGGAGAAAAGUCUGGAUUGUCAUAGUUUUGACCAAAGCUUCAAUCUGAACCCAAGUCUGAUGGCAUAUCAGGGAGUCCCUAUGGAAAAGAGGCUGAAUCUGUAUGAUACAUGUGGUCUUGAUGCCUCACAGCACAGUGAGGACCUAACUGACCAUGAGAGUAUUCCCACAAGUGAAAGCCCAUUCAUAUGUAAUGGGUGUGGAAAAAACUUCAGAGGAAACUUUGACCUUAUUCAGCAUCAGAUAGCCAACACUAGAGAGAAGUCCUUUAUGUGUAAUGAAUGUGGAAAAUCCUUCAGUCAGAACUCAGUUAAAAACCAUCAGCCAUCUCUUGUGAGUAUGAAAGCCUACCAGUGCAGUAAGUGUGAGAAAGCCUUCCAUGGGUGUGCAGACCUUGCUAGGCAUCAGGUUCAUCACAGCAGUGAGAGGCCUUAUGUGUGUAAUGAAUGUGGGAAAGCCUUCAGCCAGAAUUCAAGCCUUAAAAAGCACCAAAAGUCUCACAUGAGAGAGAAACCCUAUGAAUGUGACGAGUGUGGAAAGGCUUUUAGGAGGAGCUCAAACCUUAUCCAACAUCAGAGAAUCCAUUCUGGGGAGAAACCAUAUGUGUGUGACAAAUGUGGGAAGGCCUUCCGGAGGAGCUCAAACCUCAUUAAGCACCACAGGAUUCACACAGGGGAAAAGCCUUUUGAGUGUGGGGAGUGCAGGAAGGCCUUCAGCCAGAGUGCACACCUCAGAAAGCAUCAGAGGGUUCACACUGGAGAGAAACCUUAUGAAUGUAAUGAUUGUGGUAAACCAUUCAGUCGAAUCUCCAACCUCAUUAAGCAUCAUAGGGUUCACACUGGAGAGAAACCUUACAAAUGCAGUGACUGUGGGAAAGCAUUUAGUCAGAGUUCCAGUCUUAUUCAGCACCAGAGAAUUCACACUGGAGAAAAGCCUCAUGUGUGCAACAUAUGUGGAAAAGCCUUUAGUUACAGUUCAGUGCUCAGGAAGCACCAAAUAAUUCACACGGGAGAGAAGCCAUAUGAAUGUAGUGUCUGUGGGAAAGCCUUCAGCCACAGCUCCGCUCUAAUCCAGCAUCAGGGAGUACACACUGGUGACAAGCCCUAUGAAUGCCACGAGUGUGGAAAGACUUUUGGUCGCAGCUCCAAUCUCAUCCUUCACCAGCGAGUCCACACUGGAGAGAAACCCUAUGAAUGUACUGAGUGUGGAAAAACUUUCAGCCAGAGCUCAACCCUCAUUCAGCACCAGAGGAUUCAUAAUGGUUUGAAACCCCAUGAGUGUAACCAGUGUGGUAAAGCCUUCAACCGAAGCUCAAAUCUUAUUCACCACCAGAAAGUUCACACUGGGGAGAAGCCCUACACAUGUGUUGAAUGUGGUAAAGGCUUCAGCCAGAGCUCACACCUUAUCCAACAUCAGAUAAUCCACACUGGUGAGAGGCCAUACAAAUGCAGUGAGUGUGGAAAAGCCUUCAGUCAACGUUCAGUCCUAAUCCAGCACCAGAGGAUUCACACAGGGUUAAAACCCUAUGUCUGCACUACUUGUGGGAAAGCUUUCAGCCAGCGGUCAAAGUUGAUUAAACAUCAGGUGAUUCACACCAGGGAGUAGUCUGAGCUGGAAGGAAGGAAAUCAUCCCAGGCUCCUCUCAGACUCCUCUGGCCCUUAUCACAGCCUCUACACCUUUCCAGACCUGAAACCCAGGGUCACUCAACCAUCUACAUAUUCAACCACCACAGCACCUGGAACACUCCUUAGAUCACCCUUCACAGGUUCUUUCCCCUGCCAAUAUUCCACCUCAUGUGAUCCCUUGUAGGUAUUUUGUUUUAAAAAGUUUAUGGCAGGUAACAAAUACUCAUUAGGAAGAAAAGAUUAUGAAGGCUGCAUACUCACAAAUAGAAUUUAUUAUGGUUUAAAGUUAUUAAAAAGUGACGUUUGGUUGUAGGUAAUGACACUAAUUCAUUUGGCAAUUAAUCAUAGGAUAUGUUAUCUGUCAGUGGCUGUUGUUGAUAUUUUAUUUUCAUCAACUCAAGUUGAGUGUUUUUCAUGACUGAUUAGUUAUCCUCUUCUGAGGUGAUACGCUAAUUCCUUACCCCAUCUUACUGACUCCUUCAUAAA
Octodon degus (degu) is the source of this 2420-nucleotide messenger RNA. It is a transcript of the gene Znf16, whose product is annotated as zinc finger protein 16. Bases 369 to 1913 code for a protein of 514 amino acids. The transcript has 2 exons. Lineage: Eukaryota; Metazoa; Chordata; Mammalia; Rodentia; Octodontidae. The record is from RefSeq and is a predicted model, not a curated record.